ACGUACAGCCUGGCUUCUGGGUGGGGAUACGGGGUGGUGCGCUAGGGGCUGGGCUCGUGUGGUGUUUAUAUCGAUCGUCGCUGCUCGUGAAUUCAUGUCCUUUCUCGCGCCCACACACACCGUUUACAACUAAGCUUGACUGUCUAGUUUGACGACGCCUGCUGUAUAGCCAACACAUAUCGCUGCAUACACUCCUACCUCACGUACUUCUACCCACACGCAACCGCCAAAAUGUCCGCCGCCUCGCUCUCCACCGCCGUCUCCUCCCUCCUCUCCUCCGCCCUCGCAACCCAAACACCCCCCAGCGCCUCCUGCUCAACCGCAGACUUCACCCGGUUCCCCACCCCAGACGUCGCCUGCGCAAUCGGCAGCACCACGUCCUCCCUCCCGAGCAACGCCUCCGCGGUGCUCGCGCACUGCUGCAAGUCCGCGCCCGUCGAGCGCUUCAACGGCGACUGCGGCUUCUACUGCCUGUCUGUCGCGCAGUCCGUGGCGGAUCUGCAGGGCUGCUUUAUGCAGGAGGGGAUUAAGCCGCAGGUUAUUUUUUGUAAUGGGACGAAUAGUGCGACGGCAACGGGGUCGCCGAGUGGGGGUGUGAGGGAGACGGGGGGUGCGAGUGGGACUGCGAGUGCGAGUGCCAGUGGGACUGCGAGUGCAGCGGCGAGUGGGAGUCCCGGGGUGGCGGCGGGCGUGGUGGUGCCGCGGGUUGGGACGGCGGGGUUCGGGGUGUUGGUUACGGUUGUGCUGUCGGUGUUUGCGGGGGCUAUGUUGUAAGGGGUUGGCUCUGGGGUAAGGGAUUGAGGGCUUUGGUGUGGUUGCUGGGGGAUGGAUGCGUAUGAUAACUUACCCUCCUAUAUCAUCGGCAUAUACAGUUCACAUCAUACUCCCCAAAACUUGAA
This is a messenger RNA of Boeremia exigua, 899 nucleotides long. RefSeq lists its product as uncharacterized. The record is from RefSeq and is a predicted model, not a curated record. The transcript is spliced from 2 exons. The coding region runs from base 232 to 774 and encodes 180 amino acids. NCBI's taxonomy places the organism in Eukaryota, Fungi, Ascomycota, Dothideomycetes, Pleosporales, Didymellaceae.